Molecule: messenger RNA, 3415 nt
Organism: Silurus meridionalis
Lineage: Eukaryota; Metazoa; Chordata; Actinopteri; Siluriformes; Siluridae
Gene: nfkb2
Product: nuclear factor of kappa light polypeptide gene enhancer in B-cells 2 (p49/p100)
Exons: 24
Coding region: 189-2900 (903 amino acids)
Biological process (GO): response to cytokine; inflammatory response; canonical NF-kappaB signal transduction
Cellular component (GO): cytoplasm
Molecular function (GO): DNA-binding transcription factor activity, RNA polymerase II-specific; protein binding; RNA polymerase II cis-regulatory region sequence-specific DNA binding
Source: RefSeq, a predicted model, not a curated record
UCCGGGGCUUUCCAGCGUCCAUGGCGUCUGAACGCAAUUGAAUCGAUUCCUUUUCAUGACCUAGUCCAAAAAAUGAGACCUUCUGCGGCUUAUGAGAGGCUUCUAAACAUUAUUUCAGCUGUUUAAUCGAAUCACUGCGACUAUUAUCUGCGUCCAGCUCAUUUUGGAUUUGUACAGCAGUUCUCAACAUGGCUGCAGCUCUGAGCAUGGACGAUAAUCAGUACGGCAUGAAGAUGUUUGAUAGUGAGUUUGUUAUGGACGUCACCUAUCCUCAUUUAAUGUCUUCCUUUGAGAUUAAAAAUGAACCCUAUGUUCCCGAGACAGCUCAUGGACCAUACUUACAGAUAAUUGAAGAGCCAAAACAAAGAGGCUUCCGGUUUCGUUACGAGUGUGAGGGUCCAUCUCAUGGGGGUCUGCCAGGUGCUUCUAGUGAGAGAAACAGGAGGACAUAUCCUACUGUUAAGAUAUGUAACUACGUGGGUCAUGCUCGGGUCGAGGUGCAGCUCGUGACGCACACCGAACCUCCUCGUGUACAUGCACACAGCCUUGUCGGAAAACAGUGCAAUGAAAAUGGAACAUGCAGCAUAGAUGUGGGUCCUAAUGACCUCACAGCACAGUUCAGCAAUUUGGGUAUUCUGCAUGUCACUAAAAGAGGAGUAAUGGAUGUUCUGACAAAAAGACUGAGGGACGAAAGAAAAAGAGCGAAGCAGUCUGGAUACCAUUUUAGCGAUACAGAAGAGCAGGCUAUUGCGCGAGAAGCAAAAGAGCUGGGCAAGAGCAUGGACCUGAAUAUAGUGAGGCUAAAGUUCACUGCUUACCUUAAGGACAGCAACGGUGGAUUCACCAGAGCUUUGAAACCAGUCGUCUCCAACCCCAUUUACGACAGCAAAUCACCCAAUGCGUCCAACCUCAAGAUCUCACGCAUGGACAAGACUUGUGGCUCGGUGCUGGGAGGGGAUGAGAUCUUCCUGCUGUGCGACAAAGUUCAGAAAGAUGAUAUUGAGAUUCGUUUCUAUGAGGACGAUGAGGGAGGCUGGGAAGCAUACGGAGAUUUCUCUCCCACUGAUGUACACAAACAGUAUGCCAUUGUCUUUAAAACUCCACCAUAUCACAAAGAGAUCGAGCGGCCAGUCACUGUCUUUCUGCAGCUCAAGAGGAAGAAGGGUGGGGACUGCAGCGAGCCCAAACAAUUUACAUAUGUCCCACAAUAUCCAGAUAAAGAGGAGGUUCAACGGAAGAGGAUGAAGUCUCUUCCACAACCCUAUGACCACUGGCGGGGGCCACCGGGUGGGGCAGGUGGCCUGGGUAGAGGAGCUGGGGGCUUCGGAGGUCCUGGAGGAGGUGGAGGUGGAAUAAUGGGAGGAGGAUUUCAGUAUAAUAAUCUGGAUCCGUCGAGUUUCUAUGGUGGCAACUGUGGUGGAUUUGCAGGAGGCGCACAGAUGGCAGGAUCUGCUCCACAGGCAGAUAAUGCCCAGGAGCAACAGCAACAUCAAGAGACGGCUGCCACCUUACAACAACGAAUUGCCUUGGUUCUACAGAAGCGGGCCAUUGCAGUAACCAAGCACAGUGCUAAGGCCCUGUUGGACUACUGCAGCACAGGGGAUGUUCGCUUCCUCCUGAACAUGCAGAGACACCUUUGUGGUGUGCAGGAUGAGAACGGAGAUACGCCCUUGCAUUUGGCUAUUAUCCACCAGCAGCCAGCAGUGGCCACAAAGCUUAUUCAGACGUUCAUAAACACUCACGAAGUGAAAUUCAUCAACAAGUUCAAUCACCUCAACCAGACCCCGCUGCAUUUGGCCGUGAUCACCCAGCAGGCCAAGUUGGUGGAGACCCUGCUAAGAGCAGGUGCAGACCCUACCUUACUGGACAGGGAUGGACGGACAGCAGUGCAUCUAGCUGCUCUUGCUGGAGAUGAGGCCAUACUGAGAGCAUUGCUAAACGUACUAGGAGAUCGCAAUUAUCACCUGCUUAACACCGCCGACUUUUCAGGUAUGUACCCCCUGCACCUGGCUGUGAGGAAAGGAGGCGAGCGUUGCUUGCGUGUGCUGGUUGAGGCCGGUGCCAGGAUCAACAAGCCAGAACAAAAGAGCGGUUGCACGGCCCUACACCUGGCUGUUAAGGAGAACCUUUUCAAAGUGGUCUGCGUUCUCAUCACUGAGCUGAAGGCUGAUGUAAAUGCAUGUACAUUUGGAGGAAACACACCACUGCAUUUGGCUGCCUGUCUCGGCUCUCCCCCCCUCUGCUCCAUGCUUAUAGCAGCAGGUGCAGAUAAACAACUGGAGAAUGACGAGCCACUCUUCUCAUACUCCUCCUCUUCUGAUGAAGAAGACCAAGGUGAAGGGAAAGACGAUAGAGAAGGAGCAGUUGAAAAAGACAUAGCCGACCAUGUACAAGAAAUGUUAAUAUCAUCUGAGAGAACUCAAGUCAACCCGCGCAAGAGACCAGCAGCUGGACACACUCCUUUUGACCUGGCCAACUGUCAGAAAGUUAAAGAUCUGUUGGAUGGUCGCAAGCCGAGUCACCUUUCCUCAAAGAAGUCAAAAAAGAGCACAGAUGAAGCGAGCCAGACUCUGGACAACGAAACGGUCAAUAAGCUGUGUGGAAUCCUCAACAAAAGUCAAGUGCCGUGGAAGGAGCUGGCAGAGAAACUAGGCAUGCUCACAUUGACACACUUGUACCAAGAUAGUCCUUCCCCUUGCCAGAACCUUCUAGAAAACUAUCAGUUAAGCGGUGGUCCAAUAGAGAUGCUUGUGGAUGCGCUGCAGGCUCUCGACCUGAAAGAAGCAGUCUCACUCCUGACAGCCAGGCAGGCCAGUGAGGACAAACAGAACACACACACAACAGUGGACAGCGGCUUUGCCAGUCAGGAGGCGGACUCACAAGCUGUGGCUAAUGACUGAGCAACACAACUCCAUGAAACAAACUGAUUUUGUUUGAUGCUUGAUCUUCAAUAAGAGGAAUAGUUGUCCUUUUCAAGUUGUCACAGUAAAGACUUGGCAACCCCGGGCUUUUUAGUGUGGAGAAAGACAGAAGAAUGUGGUUAUGACUGGUGCUCUAAAUGCCACCUGGUAUGUAUUCAGUUUGUGGAAGAUAUAAGAACGGCAUACUGAGAUACGACUCCUCUUCGAUAUCCCAGAUGUACCAUUUGCAGUUGCCCUGGAAUUGCAGUGUCCAAUAAUGUUCUUGUGUAUGUUUUCUAAUGUAUUCGUAUAAAAAAUGUCGGUUGCAGAUGGAUUUUUUUUUUUCAUGUUGACGAGUGCUUUCGAUUUAGUGUAUUACUAAUACUGUGUAUUUAUAUAAGGUAAGUUUUUCAGCUAUAUACCUGUGCAAUAGAGCCAUGCUUGAUUAUUUUUCAUAAUACAUCUAAUUGUUUGCUUUCUCUCUGUCAUGGAAAUAAAUAUAUUUUAAAAGCAAA